CAGCGAGCCUCCCGUGAACCCUCAAGCAACGCGAUUGGCUGAAAUCAGAGCGCAGAGUAUACGAAGAGUGGCAAAUCUCUCCUUCGUUUAACAACGUACGGUCCAGACGCAGUGGGAUGAACAGAGUGAAGUGGGCCUGCUGACUGGGCUUCAAAACACAUAAUUGAUACAUGGCAUCAAUUUUCUACCUGGGCAUAUCUCAAUAACGUCCGGUUGUACGGGAUCAAUCCAACAAUCAUUGAAACGAGCUCGCAUUUCAACCCGGAUUUACAAUCUAUUUGCGAAAAUGGAAUCAAGUACGGCCCGGCCUCAAGAAAGCAAGACUGGGCGAGAACAGCCUUCACAAUAUCUUGAAGGCUCGGACUCUUCUGCCAGAAGAGAUACGAAUGACAAGUUGCAAGAGCAGACCACGAUUCAUUCUCGACGCUCCCAGUUAUCUCCUCGGCCACAGCGUACGGUUAAUGGUGAUCACCCGCUAACAAGCCGCCUGGAGACCGAAUUACAAUCAUCACGAGCAUAUCGACGUGCAUCAGCAGUGGGCCACGACGAAAUCUCGACCUCAUCACAGCGGAACAGACAACGGAGAAAGUCUCACGUCGAUGUCUCAGAUCCGAACUUCUGCAACCCGCAAGAUGGCGACGAUCCUCGCAUCGCAAUGCUGAGGGAGUUUGCGAAGUCCAAGUUGUAUGUCGACAACGAUUUUUGGGGCAGGGAGACGUGCGUGCUGGAUGAGGAAGAAGUGCGAGAGCCACCGAAGCUAGUCAGAUGGUUGAAGGGAAAGGUGUCUUCCCAUCAUUUCAAAGGGACAGAAAUGAGGGGAGAGGCCGGCGAAUGUGGUAACUUCCAACGGCGAACUUCAGAGAGCGGAGAUAUUCAAGAGAAAUAAACUAGACCGAGAGGGAUCGCUGCUUAAGUGCUUCAUCAUUGCGAACUAAUUUCGACAUUUCGGUUCGGAAUAACGCCUCUGGCCUACAACGCAUUUUUUUUUAACGAAGUAUGCGCGCAUUGAGCAAGUUCAAAGUCCAUUUCGUCACCACUUUUUUC
This is a messenger RNA of Verruconis gallopava, 1044 nucleotides long. RefSeq lists its product as uncharacterized. NCBI's taxonomy places the organism in Eukaryota, Fungi, Ascomycota, Dothideomycetes, Venturiales, Sympoventuriaceae. Bases 287 to 886 code for a protein of 199 amino acids. The record is from RefSeq and is a predicted model, not a curated record. The transcript has a single exon.